GUUGCACUUUCUCCCAUCGUCUCAGAUACAAUUCUCCAAGAGGCUCUGGGAAUCUUUGGUAGGAGGACCCUACAUUUACCCCUUACCCUGAACCUCGUCCCUGCCCGAAAUUGCCUCGAAAUUGUGAAUUCCUCCGCCCGCUCGAUUUUUAUACUCGACCUUCCCCGCCAUGUCGUCCAAUCAUGCCUCGCUCGAUGCGGCGGCGACAGAACGCAAAGCACGUCUCGCAAAGCUCGCCGCGCUGAAACGGAAACAACCCGAGCCCGAAACAGAGCCAUCGGCGGAAACUCCUGCCGCCGGUGACGAAAUAGAAGAUGCCACUCCCGAUGUAACAAAGCAAUACCUAUCCGGCAGGAACUACGAUGCAGAGACUCGGGGCCCGAAGCUGGGCUUCGACAUGGCCCCCAUUGAUGGGCAGAUCACCGUGGAAACGCAGGCUGCCGAAAUCGCAAAGGCCACUGCAGAGCAAGCCAAGAAGAACGAAGAGGGGGAUCAGCCGAUCGACCUUUUCAAGCUGCAGCCGAAGAAGCCGAAUUGGGAUCUGAAGCGGGACCUAGAUGAGAAGAUGAACGUCCUCAACGUGAGGACACAGAAUGCGGUUGCGAAACUCGUUCGCCAACGGAUAGAGGAUGCGCAGCGCGCAGCUCAGGCCCACGGGGCGGGACCGAAUGGAGAUCAGCCGGGAGAGGAAGUGGGCAUUGAGGGUGAUCUGUUGGUCCAGGGCAUCCAUGUCCGCGAGAGGGAAGAGGAGGAGGCACGAAAAGGAUUGGAGGACGAUGAGACGGCAUGAUUUUGAUACCCUAGGAAGACAUGGAUGGGAGCAGUCGCGAGUCGGUCUCAUCUCUUUGCAUCUUGCUUUUCAGGCGCUCACCGUCGAGGAUUUGGGACAGUGUCGCAAGGCGUUGAGGAUAUUUGCAUACGGAUCACUUGGAAUAUUACUUUCAAUGCAUUAGCCUGCUGUAUGGUCUUACUAUAGUACAGUCCCCGUUUCUAAGCCUUGGGGAAUCAGCCUGCGGUGAUGAGCCUCGAAAGAGGAAAAC
This is a messenger RNA of Aspergillus ibericus CBS 121593, 1040 nucleotides long. Its product is annotated as CCDC12/cwf18 family protein. The record is from RefSeq and is a predicted model, not a curated record. NCBI's taxonomy places the organism in Eukaryota, Fungi, Ascomycota, Eurotiomycetes, Eurotiales, Aspergillaceae. The coding region runs from base 170 to 790 and encodes 206 amino acids. The transcript has a single exon. Gene Ontology annotation, cellular component: U2-type spliceosomal complex; post-mRNA release spliceosomal complex.